Telopea speciosissima is the source of this 2069-nucleotide messenger RNA. RefSeq names its product pentatricopeptide repeat-containing protein At1g05750, chloroplastic. Gene Ontology annotation, biological process: RNA modification. The coding region runs from base 70 to 1644 and encodes 524 amino acids. The record is from RefSeq and is a predicted model, not a curated record. Gene Ontology annotation, molecular function: RNA binding; protein binding. Lineage: Eukaryota; Viridiplantae; Streptophyta; Magnoliopsida; Proteales; Proteaceae. The transcript has a single exon.
UAGCCAUCGGUGUGAAUUUGUAGCCAGAGUUCAAGCUUCAGCUCUCCAACGGUUAUUUGAAAUUCGACUAUGAACCUUUCCGGCUAUUCAUCCAACGCUACCCAACUGUCCCAACCUCCAAAGCCACUCUCUCCGCUCACACACCCAACUCCAACCCAAACUCACUUCCCUAACCCUAAUGGUAAACCAUCAAUCCAUAGAAAGAAACUCCUCCUUAGACGCAAUGAUCAAUCUCCUGUUGAUCCCACCGUGUCAUGGACUUCCUCAAUUGCCCGCCGAUGCCGAAACGGACAGCUUACUGAAGCUGCUUUGGAGUUCACUCGUAUGAGAAUCAAUAAUGUUAAGCCUAAUCAUGUCACAUUCGUAACCCUUCUCUCUGCUUGUGCUGAUUUUCCCUCGGAAACUCUGUGUUUCGGUUCAUCGAUCCAUGCCUAUGUAAGAAAACUGGGGUUGGAUAGGAACAAUGUUGUGUUGGCCACUGCUAUUGUUGAUUUGUACUCAAAAGGUGCUCGUAUGGAUCUUGCUCUCCAGAUGUUUGAUGAAAUGUAUGUGAGAAAUGCGGUGUCAUGGAACACCAUGAUUAAUGGGUACAUGAGGAAUGGGAUGGUUGAAGAUGCAAUCAAUUUGUUCAAUCAAAUGCCACAGAAGGACAAGAUUUCAUGGACUGCUUUGAUUGGUGGGUUUGUCAGGAAAGGUCUAUUUGAGGAAGCCUUGGAACAAUUUCGAGAAAUGCAGCUCGCUGGAAUAGAGCCUGACUAUGUGACCAUCCUAUGUGUCCUCUCUGCUUGUGCGAACUUGGGUUCAAUUGGUGUUGGCCUAUGGGUGCACCGUUAUGUUCUACAAAAGGACUUUGGUGAGAAUAUCCGGUUAAGUAACUCUUUAAUCGAUAUGUACUCUCGAUGUGGUUGUAUUGAAUUUGCCCGUCAAGAAUUUGAGAAGAUGCCCAUGCGGAGCUUGGUCUCUUGGAACUCGAUCAUUAUAGGCUUGGCUGUUAAUGGUCACUCAGAGGAUGUUCUUCAACACUUUGAAAUGAUGCAGCGAGAAGGGUUCAAGCCAGAUGGAGUGAGUUUCACUGGGGCACUUACUGCUUGUAGCCACGCUGGCUUAGUCGACGAGGGACUCCGGUUGUACGAUACCAUGAAGAAAAUUCACAGAAUCAUCCCCAGGAUUGAGCACUAUGGUUGCCUAGUGGAUCUUCUUAGUAGGGCCGGGAGAUUGGAAGAUGCAUUACACAUAAUAGAAAGCAUGCCCAUGAAGCCAAAUGAAGUUGUCUUGGGAUCAUUGCUGGCAGCAUGUAGGACUCAUGGGGAUGUGAAUUUGGCUGAGAGGUUGACUGAUUAUCUUGUUGAAUUGGAACCUGACUGUGAUUCCAAUUAUGUUCUCCUUUCAAACAUAUAUGCUGCAGUUGGAAGGUGGGAUGGUGUAGGCAAGGUUAGGAAUGCAAUGAAAGCUCUUGGAAUAAAGAAGAAACCUGGAUUCAGUGCCAUUGAGAUUGAAUGUCGAAUCCAUGAGUUUGUGGCUGGUGAUAAAUCCCAUACACAGUCAGACUCAAUUUAUGCAAUGCUCAAUCAGCUGUUUAUUGAACUGAAACUAUGUGGGUAUGUUCCUGAAACCAGCGUUGGUAGAUUAUCAGAAUAUGACUAACCAUCAAACUCAAAAAUGCUGAUAUGACUCAACUUGGAUUCCUAAUCCAUCAAAAUGUUCCACGCUAUAGCGGAGCCAGUGUUGCAUGGAAAUUCUUAUAUGGUGCAGCCGUUUAGCAUUUUCCAACUCUGUUUGGGUGUAUCAAUAUAUGAAGACAACUUAAAGGCUUGGUUUUGCAGUGUGGUACCAUUCACAGUUCAAACCGUUGUCAUUGUAAAGAAAAACUGAUGUUACUUAUUGACUUAAUCUUAGAAGGGAGAGCUAGAGCUGGCAUCUUCAGUGAUGGAAUAGGAGUUGAAUGGUAUUCCACUUUCCAUUGAAUCCGGAAAACUGACAAUGAUAAUGUAAAACUUUGCACUUUGAUGCUGGAAACUCUGUUACACUUUGUGAAAUCACUUGGCAUAUUAUUUACACAGUUCAAAAGG